CCCCAGGGCUGAGGUAGGGGCCAUGUUGACACUGGCCCCCCUGUGCCUGCUGCGUGAGCCCUGGAAUGCCAGCGAGGGCAACCAGAGCAAUGCCAUGGCUGGGGCUGGCAGUGCCUGGUGCCAGUGGCUCAACGUCCCCAACAAGCUCUUCCUCACACUGGGGCUGGUGAGCCUGGUGGAAAACCUGCUGGUGGUGGCCGCCAUCCCAAAGAACAGGAACCUGCACUCGCCCAUAUACUACUGCUGCCUGGCUGUCUCUGACAUGCUGGUGAGCUUCAGCAACCCGGUAGAGAUGCUCUUCAUGCUGCUGAUGGAGCAUGACAUGCUGAUGAUCCACACCAGCAUUGUCUGCCACAGGGACAAAGUCAUCGACAUGCUCAUCUGCAGCUCUGUCGUGUCCUCCCUCUCCUUCCUGGGGGCCAUUGCUGUGGACCAAUACAUCACCAUCUUCUAUGCUCUGUUCUACCACAGCAUCAGGAGGCUGCAACAGGCCAUGGUAACCAUGGCUAGCAUCUGGCUGGACAGCAUGGUCUCCAGCACCAUAUUCAUCACAUACUACCACAACACCACCAUCCUCCUCUGCCUCAUCAGCUUCUUCCUCUUCAUGCUGGUCCUCAUGCUCGUGCUCUAUAUCCACAUGUUUGCCCUGGCCCGCCACCAUCUCCACAGCAUCUCCAGCCAGCAGAAGCAGCUCAUCAUCUACUGCAGCAGCAGCCUCAAGGGAGCUGUCACCCUCACCAUCCUCCUGGGCAUCUUCAUCUGCUGGGGCCCUUUCUUCUUCCACCUCAUCCUCAUCGUCACCUGCGCCACCAACCCCUUCUGCACCUGCUUUUUCAGCUACUUCAACCUCUUCCUCAUCCUCAUCAUCUGCAACUCUGUGACUGAUCCCCUCAUCUACACGUUCUGUAGCCAGGAGCUCCGGUGGACUCUGUGGGAGGUGGUUCUGUGCUCCUGGUAGG
This is a messenger RNA of Melopsittacus undulatus (budgerigar), 959 nucleotides long. RefSeq names its product melanocyte-stimulating hormone receptor. Gene Ontology annotation, biological process: regulation of metabolic process; adenylate cyclase-activating G protein-coupled receptor signaling pathway. The transcript has 2 exons. Gene Ontology annotation, cellular component: plasma membrane; cytoplasm. Lineage: Eukaryota; Metazoa; Chordata; Aves; Psittaciformes; Psittaculidae. Bases 23 to 958 code for a protein of 311 amino acids. Gene Ontology annotation, molecular function: melanocyte-stimulating hormone receptor activity. The record is from RefSeq and is a predicted model, not a curated record.